Brassicogethes aeneus is the source of this 2018-nucleotide messenger RNA. Lineage: Eukaryota; Metazoa; Arthropoda; Insecta; Coleoptera; Nitidulidae. The record is from the annotation of a GenBank genome assembly.
GCACCCGGUAACCAAAAUUCCGAAGAAAUAACCAAAAUUCGCAAUAAAAAAACUAAUCUGUGCGCGUGGUAUCUUCUGAAACUCUUCCUUCUUUCUAAAUUAACUUCCAAGGACAUGAAGAGGAUAUUUAGAUGUAUUAAGGAUCCCUGAUGUGAUUUUGUACACAUUGUGAAUAAGUAAUGACGAACGAGAAGAAUUCGGCUUCUGCGAGGACCAGGGUGGAUAGUUUCAAUACUAUCAACGAGAAACCCGUCGACGAUAUUUCCCUGCAAUGCUUCUACAACCCCCACACGAUAACUCUAUUGGCUAUUUCCAUUGGGGUUGUUAUUUAUUUUGCUUUUGUAAGGGAUACAGAUAAUGUAGAGAAUAACAUUUGGGCUGGGAUAGUGUGUUGCACGUUUUUCUUCCUGAUUAUAUCUGUAUUAGCAUUCCCCAAUGGACCAUUUACAAGACCCCACCCUGCCGUUUGGAGGGUAGUGUUUGGAAUGAGCGUGCUGUAUUUAUUGGGCUGUUUAUUCAUACUAUUUCAGAACUACCACACUGUAAAAACAAUAUUAUAUUGGUUCGAUCCAAAAUUAAAGGAAUUCCACAUUGAUAUGGAUAAGGAGUAUGGUGUCAAUUGCUCAGUUAUUACAGUGGAGAAAUUGUGGGCUCAUAUGGACGUUUUUGCUCUUGGUCACUAUUUGGGGUGGCUUUUUAAGGCAAUAUUAAUCAGACAUUGUGGGAUUUUGUGGGCAAUUAGUUUUAUGUGGGAAGUAACAGAGGUUUUUUUUGCUCACUUAUUACCAAACUUUCUGGAGUGUUGGUGGGAUUCCCUGAUCCUUGAUGUGUUGGUUUGUAACGGCUUUGGAAUAUACUGUGGUUUAAAAAUCUGUGAGAUACUGGAAAUGAGGGAAUACAAAUGGGUGAGCAUCAGAGAUAUUCAUUCUACAUCAGGGAAAAUUAAAAGGGCUGUGUUGCAAUUCACCCCAGAAAGUUUUACAGCUGUUAGAUGGCUGGACCCUAAGUGUUCCUAUAUGAGAAUAUUCGCGUUGUGCCAAUUAGUUUUUUUCUGGCAGACUUCUGAGCUCAAUACGUUCUUUUUAAAGCACGUUUUUGAACUACCGUCCUCUCACCCGCUGGUAUCAGCGCGAUUAUUGCUGGUUGGGAUAAUUGUAGCUCCCUCAGUGAGGCAGUAUUUUAGCUAUGUAACGGACACUUCGUGCAAAAGAGUGGGGACUCAGUGUUGGGUGUAUGUUUGCAUUAUGGUGGCUGAAGCCCUCAUUUGCAUCAAGCACGGACGAGAACUGUUUGAGAGGACCCAGGCCAUAAAUAUUAUUCUUUGGUUGGUGAUACAAUUUAUCAUUUCUCUGGGCUGUGUGAUGGGCUGUGUUUUAUGGAACAAACACUUCUCUGAUGCCACUGCUUCAAAAAACAAACUUAAAAAAUCUGAGAAAAAGACUCAUUAACUUUAAAUUUAUUAGUAGUUUAGGUAGUUAAUUUUCUUGAAACACUUUUUUGACCAUAUACGAAAUUUUACAUUUAAAUUUUAUGUCUUUCAGCAAUAUUAUUGUGGAAAUGUCAAAAACCUAACCUUAAAGUGUCAAACUCACCUUAAAAUGUUAAAAUCACAAAGUUAAUGAUACAUUUCAUAAUUGUACAUUUCUGUAGUUUUUUCUGUUUGGGUUACAUUUUUGUCUAAAUGUCAAAAACCUAACCUAAAAUGUCAAAACUCAAAAUGUCAAAUCCUGAAUUAUUUUAGAAGAAAAAAUAUUCAACUCGUGAAACAAAUUAUGUCGGUAAUACUUGUGACAUUUAAUGGGUGUAUCCAUAAAUUUAAUUUAUUGUAGGUAUUUAAAAUGAUAUUUUCUAGUCACUCUGGCUAGCCAAUUGUAAAUAGGUAUUUUUAUUGCCAUAAUUUUUGUAGCCUGGAUAUUUGUUCCUGUUUAUUCCAUGCAACAGAUUUUUUUGUAAUUUACAAAUUGAAUUUAUUUUAAGUGUAAUGCAAAACCAAAGACAAACUAGUAGCUAAAUAAAUA